AUGAAAACAGGACGAUCAAAGCUUAUGUUAAAACUUGUGGAAGAAACAAGCAAAAAUUCGAAAAGAACGGGUUUUACUCAUGAAAAGCGCAUGGAUGAGGAGGACUGCAUACCAGAGACUCCAGAAUGCCAUUCGCCAUUACCUCCAGGAGCACGCAACGUAAUAGAAGAGAUGAACGACAUUUGUGAAGAUGUCUUUUCAGAUGACGUACACGGAGCAAGCGAAAUCAUAAAAUCAACAAAUGAAAAUAUGGACCCGAACAUACCAUCAUCUACUUGUGUUCUUGAAGAAGAUCCUUUUAUGGCCGUGUAUGAAAAAGCAUCCUCACCAUAUUUACUCGCGUCAGAAAAUCAGCAUGGUGUCGUGUCCCUCUUAAAUAUCACCUCAGCUCUAACCCCUUUAAAUACUUCUACCCUAAUAUCAGACCUGUCACCUUUCCCGCAACCGAUUACCUCGACUGUUGACAACAAUUGA
Molecule: messenger RNA, 474 nt
Organism: Parnassius apollo (apollo)
Lineage: Eukaryota; Metazoa; Arthropoda; Insecta; Lepidoptera; Papilionidae
Source: the annotation of a GenBank genome assembly